Messenger RNA from Paramuricea clavata, 691 nucleotides. Lineage: Eukaryota; Metazoa; Cnidaria; Anthozoa; Malacalcyonacea; Plexauridae. The record is from the annotation of a GenBank genome assembly.
AUGGAGCUACACGAAAUGGACAACGAGACGUUAGACAACCAUUUAAGAUUGUUUUACGCCGAGGUCAAAAACCAAGAUGGGGACGACUACAGCAAGUCGACUCUACUCGGUCUAAGGUAUGGUUUGGAAGGAUAUCUAAACUCUCCAACACACAACAAAGGUAUCACAAUAUCUGGAAACCCAGAAUUUAAGAAGUCAAAUGUUGUCCUCAACGCCAAACUAAAAUCCCUGAAGCAAGGCGGCAAGGAAAAUGUAGGCCUACAACACAAACCUCCACUCGAGCCAGAAGAUCUCCAAAAGCUAAAAACCAGCGGUGUAUUUGAUUGUUCAAGUCCCCUUGGGUUUCUGCGAAACGUGUGGUUCAGUACAGUGUUGUUUUGGUGUCGUCGUGGUCGUGAAGGUCAACGAAACCUAACAAGAGAGAGCUUCGUCUUCGGACAAGAUCCCACCGGCGAAGAGUACGCGACGAUGACACACAGUGAGGCAUCCAAAAACCACCCGGGUGGAAUAAAGGAUAGCGAGAGUUUCCAACAUAUUGGCCGAAUGUACCAGAAAAACGAGGAAAACGACGGAUACAGCGCCUUGAAGUUAUACAUCAGCAAGUUAAAUCCGGCGUGUGAAGCAUUGUUUCAGUAUCCGAAGCGUAAUUGGAAACCAGACGAUAAAACGUGGUAUGAAAAUCGCACUCUUG